This is a messenger RNA of Ostertagia ostertagi, 501 nucleotides long. The record is from the annotation of a GenBank genome assembly. Lineage: Eukaryota; Metazoa; Nematoda; Chromadorea; Rhabditida; Trichostrongylidae.
CAGCGUCUCAUUCGCCUUCAUCUGUCGCCGUCUUCGCCCGGAGUGUCACAGUUUCUUCGUACGUCAUGCGAGAACUCAUUCUGUCUCGCAGAUUUGAUCCCGCAGCUCGCUGAAACCUACCCUAAUCAUACGCUUGAACUCUCCCUCGCUUCAACUCGGGCGCCGGCUGUGUUGUUCUCCGAAAAGAAAGAGAGUGGUGUGAUCUCGGUCAGUUUGGGCGGAGUGGUGGUCGUGUUCGUUUUUGACGGCGUCCGUCGAAAACAAGCCGCUGUGCUCGACGUCGAGGUGGUCGCUGACGCGAAGUUUGAACUCUGCAGGUUCGACCGUAAUGUUAGUGGCAGUGUGGAGUUGACUAAGUUCGAGCUGUCGAGUCGUUCGGGAACGGUGAGAAUAUCAAGGGACGAGCUGUCCGACAUCUCGAUUCUCGUCUCGCAGAUGAUUGAGAACAUGCUGAACGAGAUGCUGUCCACUGGCUUCCCACUGCCUCUACCCACCAUGUAA